AUGGCAGGAGUUCGUGGAAGCUUUCCUCCAGCAUUACUUGCCACCGGAGCCUCGCUCCAAGAUGGGAUUAAUAUUGCUUGUAUUCUGGCCCAUGCUAAUAAUUUGGAGAAACAGCAGCAGUUGCAAAGGGACGAGCGUGAUUUUGAUAGAAGGAACAGUAAGAGGGCCAUAUCUUCCAAUGCUGCUAGCGAGUUCAGGAGCUCCAGAAUUUUAGGUUUCCAGUAUAGGGAUGAUUCAGGCUGGGUGAGACCACCUUCACCCCGGUGUGCUCAUUGUGGUAAGCCACACUCUGGACAGUGUCGCUUAGGUUCGGGUGCUUGUUAUGCCUGCAGUUGGGUUGGUCAUAUGAUGCGCGAUUGUCCAUUGAAGAAUGGCAGAGAUAAGGCUCGGCCCAUAGGAUCAGCGGUUGGUUCUUCAUCGUCAGUACGCCCAGUGGGGAAAGGUUCGCAGGUGUCAGCAGGUUGUGGUAGAGGUAGGGGAGGAGCAUCCAGUUCAAGUGGUCCUCAAAACCGUAUCUAUGCACUAGUUAGACGACAGGAUUUUAAGACCUCCCCCGAUGUUGUCACAUGUAAAUUAUUAGCAUUCUCUCAUGAUGUAUAUGCGUUGAUUGAUCCGAGUUCUACAUUGCUAUAUGUUAUCCCUUAUAUUGCUGGUUGGAUUGGGCCGAAACUUGAGUUGAUUAAACCUUUCAAAGUGUUUCAUUAG
Molecule: messenger RNA, 705 nt
Organism: Lycium barbarum (goji berry)
Lineage: Eukaryota; Viridiplantae; Streptophyta; Magnoliopsida; Solanales; Solanaceae
Exons: 3
Coding region: 1-705 (234 amino acids)
Molecular function (GO): nucleic acid binding; zinc ion binding
Source: RefSeq, a predicted model, not a curated record